UUGAAGAAAUUUUCAGGCUACAAGGUAACGGAAACGUUACGGUCCGGUAUUGUUGAAGUAGAAGUGUUUGACGUCUAUUCACAGUACAAUCACACAACAGGCAAAUACGACGUGGUUCCGCAUUGUGAUGGUGCCUUAGCUACAGGAUUCGCUCCUCCAUCGUUAGUCAACGGUAGUGCCGAAGUUGAAUGCGCUAAAUAUACUGCAGCUGAAUUUAUGAUUGGACAGACUGGGGCAAUGGCCGGAGUCGCUGCAUUCAUGAUUGUAUCAUCCGUUUACAAAAUUCCUGUCUCAGCUACCCAUGCCAUUGUGGGAGCCUCACUUGCCUCAUCACUUUAUCUUCGAGGAAAUGUCGGC
This is a messenger RNA of Strongylus vulgaris, 357 nucleotides long. NCBI's taxonomy places the organism in Eukaryota, Metazoa, Nematoda, Chromadorea, Rhabditida, Strongylidae. The record is from the annotation of a GenBank genome assembly.